Molecule: messenger RNA, 1200 nt
Organism: Peronospora matthiolae
Lineage: Eukaryota; Oomycota; Peronosporomycetes; Peronosporales; Peronosporaceae
Source: the annotation of a GenBank genome assembly
AUGGGCAUGCCCGACGAACAGAUCAAGCUCAAGAUGAAAGCCGAAGAGAUCGAUCCCGACCUGCUUGAUCAUCCGGAUGAAGUGUCGCCGAAUGAUCCGGGUCCACCUGCAGUAGCUCCAACAGGACCGCUCUCGAUGGAGCAGCUCUUUAGCAUUCUCAUGCAGCAGCAGCAGAUGAUUCACCAAGUGUCAACCGGUGCAGGGUUAACAAAUGGGGCACGUGAUCAUGGCCAUAGCAAUGGUGCAGUGUCAACUACCACGCCACCACAAUCAGUAGAAGACCAAAUGGCUCAAGAGCUGGCUGCUGCGGAACACGUCAUCGACGACAUCUUUGGGGACGAAGCUCAGCAGUCAAAGGGUCCUGGUGGCAUGACAAUGGUCGAGCAGCUGGAGAAAAAGGCUCGAAAGGAGAGCAACAAGAAGCUGGUGGAAAAUCGAGAGCAUGUGAAUCACUUGGUGGCGCAAGUGUUGACGACAAAGCUGUCGACCGAUGAGGACGCGAUUGCGUUCUACCAAAUGAUUGCCCCAAAGCUAGAAGAGUACGGUUUAGCACUUGGGACGGACUCGGUUCAGACGUGGUCAUCGCGUCUGCUUGUGAAGAACAAGGAGACACGAGACUGGUACUUCUCGGAGCAAGAACGACUGGAUGCUGGUAAGGCGUACGGCCGACUGUGGGGACUUUCGUUCCUCGAACGCAAUGCAGGCCAAUUGAUUGCAAAGUGUAGGCAAGUUGUCAAUGCUCCUGCAAUUAUGCGCACGAUGGCCAAGGGCAAACCGGAAUCGAUUGACAAGUUUACGCAGAUACUGAAGGAUACGGUCAAGCUCAAGCACAAAGUGUUCCAAAGCAGUUUGUAUGCAGUGGAAGUGCGAUUACUGCAACAAUAUGAGAUUCCUGAGCGUUUAAGAGAGCGCGGCGAGGAGCUCAUUGAUUCUACAACAACACUAGCAGAUGCCUCGAUGGACUUGGCAGAGGACGAGUUUUGUGCUUUGGAAAAAACAAACCGGGCCAAAAGAGUUCGAGCACUGACGGUAGCGCAUGUUGCUGAAAAGGUGAUCACGUUAGUUGGGAUUGUCAAGAAGAUUGGUGCCAGUGGGGUGAAUGAGCUGCGUUUGCGCGAGGUGGAAGAGAAUUUGGCGAAGGUCAAGGAGGUGUACAUGACAGGCGAACAGGAAGAAGAAGAAGAGGAUGAUGUCCUUUGA